AUGUCACAAUUCCAAAUCAUCGGUGAGCAGUACAAGAAACUGCCAGUUUUGAUCAACAGCGCAAAUGUCGGUGGAAAGACGUACAUCGUGACGGGCGGCAACACCGGGAUCGGGCUGGAGACAGCGCGACACCUAGUCAAAGCGGAUGCAGGCCGAGUCAUCAUUUCGAGUCGCAAAAUCUCAGCAGGCGAAGCGGCGAAGGCAGACAUUGAGGGCACGACUGGGCGGAAGAAUGUGGUUGAGGUCUGGCAGCUUGACCUCACAUCCUUCGCGUCCGUCAAAGAAUUUGCUGCCAAAGCCUCAGGACUAGAGCGAAUCGAUGCUCUUAUCGAGAACGCCGGAGUGAUGACGGACAAAUUCGCCAUUGUUGAGGGCAACGAGACCUCCAUGACAGUCAACGUUGUUAGUCCAUUCUUGUUGGCCGCGCUCUUGAUGCCGAAGUUGCAGGAAACGGCCCAGCAGUUCACCAUCACGCCGCACAUUAUCAUGGUCGGUAGCGCGCUGGCGCUUCAAGCGAACAAAGAAUUGGAGAAGGGUGGAUCAAAGAACAUCUUUGCGAACCUGAACGAUGCCAAAAUCACAGAUCGCUAUCCUUUGACGAAACUUGUGCAGCUAUACGCACUCCGCGAAUGGGCCACCCGUUACCCUGCCGAGAAGACGAACGUGAUCAUGAAUAUGACCGCACCUGGUGUAUGCUCAACCGGUCUUGCCCGCGACACAAAUGCCCGGACUCGUGCUUUGAUCGGUACAAUUCGGUUCAUCUUUGCGCGGACACCCGAGGAAGGCAGCCGUACCACGGUUCAUGGUGUCGUCGCUGACAAAGAUAGCCACGGCAAAUUUCUCUCAGGGUGUCAAAUAAAAGAUUGGUGGGUUCCCGCGUGGGCCAAGAGCGAGCAAGGACUACGAAUACAAAAGCAGCUGUGGGAAGAGCUUACGGAUACUCUGGAGACGACUUCCCCUGGCGUGAUGUCCAACAUCAAGUCGAUUCGCAGCUAG
Molecule: messenger RNA, 996 nt
Organism: Parastagonospora nodorum SN15
Lineage: Eukaryota; Fungi; Ascomycota; Dothideomycetes; Pleosporales; Phaeosphaeriaceae
Exons: 3
Coding region: 1-996 (331 amino acids)
Source: RefSeq, a predicted model, not a curated record